Molecule: messenger RNA, 288 nt
Organism: Diaporthe citri
Lineage: Eukaryota; Fungi; Ascomycota; Sordariomycetes; Diaporthales; Diaporthaceae
Exons: 1
Coding region: 1-288 (95 amino acids)
Source: RefSeq, a predicted model, not a curated record
AUGUCCUUUAAGCCGCACGACGAGGGCCUUGCGCCGGGCCUCAUUGAGGCCCGCGAGAAGGAAAUCAUGGACGAAAUCGACAAGCUUAUCGACAAGAAGCUGUACUUUGCCCUGGCCCGGAUCAUCCCCAGCGACCCGAAUGCUGCCCGCAUCGUCGACGACCCCGAGAUCAAAGAGCAGGCAGACAACCUCAAGACCGCGGUCGCUGCCGUCGUGGAGAGGCACGAGAGCAUCAUCUCCACGAUUGCCAAGUCGAAGAAGGACAAGGACAACGAUAAGCCAGUAUGA